This is a messenger RNA of Nilaparvata lugens (brown planthopper), 2841 nucleotides long. Its product is annotated as calreticulin. Gene Ontology annotation, molecular function: calcium ion binding. Gene Ontology annotation, biological process: protein folding. Bases 114 to 1349 code for a protein of 411 amino acids. Gene Ontology annotation, cellular component: endoplasmic reticulum membrane; endoplasmic reticulum. The record is from RefSeq and is a predicted model, not a curated record. NCBI's taxonomy places the organism in Eukaryota, Metazoa, Arthropoda, Insecta, Hemiptera, Delphacidae. The transcript has 9 exons.
GUCUUGUCUUCUACUUCACAGCAAGCGUUUUUGAUGCAGGGUUAAUUUCAGUCGUGUUUCCAAGGAACAAACAUCUCAUUUUUGACGAGUGAAAGUUUUACAUUUUAGCAAAAAUGUUGCUGAAAACUAGUCUUCUAGUAUUAGUAGCCAUUAGUUUAACCAAUGCCGAAGUAUUCUUCGAGGAGAAUUUUGCUGAUGAUACAUGGGAGUCAACAUGGGAGUACUCAGAACACCCAGGAAAAGAGUUCGGAAAAUUCAAGAGGUCUUCCGGUAAAUUUUUCAACGAUGAGGAAAAGACAAAAGGUAUCCAAACGUCGGAAGACUUCAGGUUCUACGCGUUGUCACGCAAAUUCCAGGCUUUCAGCAACAAGGACAAGCCACUAGUCAUCCAGUUCCGUGUGAAACAUGAGCAGAACAUUGACUGUGGAGGAGGUUAUGUCAAGGUCUUUGACAACUCGCUCACUGGCAAGGAAUUGCAUGGAGAUUCGCCCUAUCUCAUCAUGUUUGGACCUGACAUCUGUGGUCCAGGCACCAAGAAGGUGCACGUGAUCUUCAGCUACAAGGGAAAGAAUCACCUCAUCAACAAGGACAUCAGGUGCAAGGAUGACGUCUACUCUCAUCUCUACACACUCAUUGUCAGGCCUGACAAUACCUACGAGGUCCUGAUCGACAACGAGAAGGUGGAAUCUGGUAGCUUGGAAGCUGACUGGGACUUUUUGCCGCCAAAGAAGAUCAAGGACCCGUCGGCCAAGAAGCCCGAGGACUGGGAGGAUAACGCCACCAUUGAUGACCCUGAAGACACCAAGCCUGAGGACUGGGACAAGCCACAACUCAUCCCCGACAAGGAUGCUGUCAAGCCUGAAGAUUGGGACGAUGAGAUGGACGGAGAGUGGGAGGCCCCUCAGGUCAAUAACCCCGACUACAAGGGAGAAUGGAAACCAAAGCAGAUCGAUAACCCCAAAUACAAGGGUCCAUGGGUUCACCCUGAGAUUGACAACCCUGAGUACACAGCUGACGAUAACCUCUACCUGCGCGAGGAGAUUGCUGGAAUCGGUUUUGAUUUAUGGCAGGUGAAAGCGGGCACAAUCUUCGGCAACGUGCUCAUCACCGACGACCCCGAGCAUGCGCAGAAAGUGGGCGAGGACGUGUGGCGACCCAUGUUCGAGGGAGAGAAGAAGAUGAAGGAGGCCCUGGACGAGGUGGAGAGGAAGAAGAGGGAUGCGGAGGCCGCUGAGGCGGGCGCCAAGAAGGCAGACGACGAGGAUGAAGAUGAAGAUGAGGAAGAGGAGGAUAGUGCCGGCGAGGUACCCGAGACGGGAGAGGAGGAUCACGACCACGACGAACUCUAAACACGCUUAGAGUUAUGCGCUGUCCUACAAGUGCGAGAGAGACAGAAAAAGACAAAAAGUGUAUAAGCGCAACACAAAACAACAGCAGAAGUUUGCUAAAUCAAAACAAACAUCAGCGAAAAGUGAUUCAAUCAUUUCUGGGUGGUGACGCUCUAUUUGGACUCGACAUUUUCUAGAAAAUUUCUAAAACUCGAAAAUUAUUUAAGGUGUUUCAAAGGACAGUGUAGAAAUAACAACCUGGAUGAGUGUUGCAAUAGUGAUGAAAAUGAUGUUGCGCUAUUGUGUGUGUGUGUGUAUGUUUGAGUGUGUGUGUGUGUACUGAGACAAAGCUAAUAUUUUGUCGUUUUAUAAAUUAAAUUAUAUCGAGGAUGAAUGAAUGUAUUUGAGGGGUGUAUCACUGAUAAUGAUAAUAAUUUGUUUCCCCCGAAUUUGUUUGAAAUGAGAAUUAUUUUCUGUUGUUAAUAUUUGUUGAAAUUUUAAUGAGGCCCUCAAGUAUGUGCUAUAUAUCUAGUUGUGCGUGCAAGUGAGAGAGAAGGUAGAUAGUGGAAUGCAUAGGUGUGAGUGGGAUGACGAUAUGUUGUGAACAGUUUUCAUUGGUAGUAAGUUUAGACGGUUUUCUGAAAUAUCACGAGAAUAAUGUGUUGACUUGUGUUUUUCAUAGCUUCAUUUUUUCUGAAAAAAUUGAUUUUGCGCUAAAGUAGGGGUUUGCAUCAAAUGAAAUUGAAAAACGUUAUCAUAAUUUUCAUUUGUCAAUAAUUAUUAUUCAUACAGUACCAAUGAUUGUCAUUCUAAUUAAUUAAAUGAAAGUAGGGAGUUGCAUCAAUGAAUCGAAAAAAAUCAUCAAAUUUUGUUCAAAACACACUAAAACAUUGUAGUACCUUUUAGGUAUUGAAAAUUUCCUUACAAACUAUUGAAAUCUAUUAAAAAUAGGUGUUUUAGUUUGGAAAUGGGCUCUAAAAGUGUCCCAAAAAAGAAUUUCCAAUACUUUUAGAGGUUUAAUUUGAAAAUAAAUCAUGAAAGUUCUAGCCUACUGCAAAUUUUGAUUAUACUUUCGAAGGUGUUUGUGUAAAAUCAUUUAUGUAAAAUCAUUCUGCAAAACGUUUUUUAGUAUCAUAAAUGAUCUAGUUAUGAUAUUGUAUCACAGUUAUCGAAAAAUACCACCUUUUUGUAUAAAAUUUGCAAAUUUGUGAUCUCCAAGUCUAAGCCCUGAGCAUUUGUUUUCAUGGUUGUAUGCUACACUUGUAGAACGCUAUAGAAUUCUCAUAAAUUCCAUGCUUCAUUAGUUUAAAAAACUAUGUUUUCCACCCAUAAAAAGUAUUGUUUGUGUAAUAUUUGUUAGUUUUUGUGAGUUUUGCAAUAAUUACUGAAAAUUUGAGGCAGAUUAUUUUCUGUGUCCAUCUAGUUUCAGUGUCCAUACUACUUCAAUAAAAUGAAACUAAUAGUUGAGCGAAUUUUGUAAAUAAUUUUCAUUAAUAAAAUGAAAUUUCAUCGA